This is a messenger RNA of Fusarium redolens, 1658 nucleotides long. RefSeq lists its product as uncharacterized. The transcript has 2 exons. The record is from RefSeq and is a predicted model, not a curated record. NCBI's taxonomy places the organism in Eukaryota, Fungi, Ascomycota, Sordariomycetes, Hypocreales, Nectriaceae. Bases 44 to 1297 code for a protein of 417 amino acids.
CAAACAUCCGCGACGGGGUCUGGAUCACAACCCAACGCCGACCAUGUCAGAUGCAGCUGAAUCAAAUUCUGUGCAGAUCAAAAAGCACAGCCAGAUUGAUUCAUCAAAUCUAUCGCCGCUCAGCGUCACUCCGCCCGACAAAUCCAGCCAGCUACCCCCAUCUCCGCCCCCUACAACGGAGCGGCCCGGGAAGUGCGUCGUCAACAACGACGACGAUCUAAGACUCCCGGAACCGCUCUUGCAACACAAGCUUCUAUCGUUAACACAAGAAGUCUCUGAGCUCACAGAGUUCAAGCUCAGUCCGGAACAGUACCAUAAACUUCAUUCCAAGAUCGAGAAAACGUUCAGGUGUUUCGAUUACGAACCUAGGCGCGGCUGCCUUGCGAUUCGUAUGCCUUCGCCGACCCAUGACUUCUUUGCCAUUGAGUUCAGAGAUGAAGUCUGCAAGGAACUCAGUCAGAUCGCAGCCAGCCGCACUAACAAGAUAAAGGAAGUCACUAAAGAAUUGAAGAGCGCUAUCUCAUCACGCGUAUUCUUAAGGGAAGUGGACGAGAAGGAGCAACUAGACGAGGAGAAUGAAGCAGAUGACGAGAACGAAUAUAACAACAAGAAAGAAGACGAUUACAAGAAGUACGCCAUCAAACGCGAACCAGACAUUCAGUUUCAGUACCCCAAAACCGCAUAUCCUGGUGUUGUAGUUGAGGUGUCAUACUCGCAAAAUGGUAAAGAUUUGAGAAGGCUGGCUCAAGACUACAUUCUCUACUCAAACGCAGAUGUUAAGUUAUUUAUUGGUUUCGAUCUGAGUUAUGACGGCGGGUCGUCGACAGUAUCAACCUGGCGACCGAAAUUCAUUACUGAUGGAGAUGAUGAAGAGUUGGUAACGGUUCAGUACGUCCAAGACCGGCCAUUCCUCUCGUCCGAUGGUCAGGUUCAAAAUCCUGAUGAAGUUCUCACCAUUGACGUACGGGAUUUUGCCACUGAUGAAAUCUCGAAGACUUGGCCCGAUGCCGAGAUCAACAUCAAGUUCUCUCGACUAGCCCAACUUUUCAAAGAUGCCCAGCAAUGGCAGUUGGAGAAAGAGACCGCUAAAUCCAGCGAAGUGAUGAAAUCGAAGAGGGUUUCUAGGAAGCGUAGAUUGCCGUCUAGUUCGCCACAACGGCUGAGAUCCGAUGAUGAGGAGCAAAUUCAGGAGUGGGAGCAGGCUGUUGAUCUGAAGAGCCACAAGGCGGAUGCGGAUUAUGAGGGCGAUGAUACAGAAGAUGAUGACAAGCGUCGGCUGACGAAGCGAAGAGGCUAGUCACCCAUCGCGGCGGUGCCAAGUGAGGACAACUAUCCUUGGACAAAUUCGAAGCUGGUUCGACUUCCUUGCCAAGGAAUAAUACUUAGAAUACCGUGCAACAGGGGAGAUGUUUGGUGUCUGAAUUGUAUGAUAAACGAAAUGGGUCCGGACUGGUUGGACCAUUCGUUGGACUACAGCGUUUGGCGUUAGGUAAGCGAAUACUUACUGCUUAGGUUGGGAAUUAAGACGCCCUCUUCGUUGGGGGAGUUCCCCAUGGAUCGAAAGAUGAAGUAGACCAGACAAGACAUUUUACGACUUUGUACUUAAUUAAGAUCUGCAUAGCCGUUGAUGAACAAAAAUACACCUAAACUCGAUUCAC